AUGCCGGCGACGACGACAUCGGCCCCCAGCCAAACCCCCGGCCAAACCCCGGUCGUCAACAUCACGGCCGCACACAUCAUCAAGUGCGCCAACCCCAAGAGCGUAGACCACCUCCCGUCGCCUUUCCGACUUGGGCCCUUGGAUCACUUUGCCCAUACCGCCGUCCCCACCGAUCUGGUCUACGUCUACGAGAAGCCCGAUUUCCUUCAGGCCAGGGAUUUUAUUCCCAUCGCACGACUGCAUGACGCCAUCAGCACCCUCCUCAACUACUACCCCCAUUUGACGGGCCGCCUCGCCGUUGACCCUUCCAAUGGCGUCCGGAGUAUCACCAAGCUGGGCACGGGCGUCUCCCUGUUUGAAGCAUCUUGCGACCAGCCGCUGUCGCCGUCUCCAGAUCAAGACCAUAUUGAGAUGACCAAUCUCCCAGGGGCAGGAGAAGCGCUGAUUCCUCCCUCAUUCCCUACAGAAGCGAUGCUGGCUACUACGGCUCACUGGGAUCCCUCUUUCGACGAGGAAGCGGGCAUCCAGCGCGGUCCCCUUUUGCUAAUCCAACGUACCCAGUUCAAGUGCGGCGGCGUUGCCAUCGGGUACCGUAUCUCCCACGCCGUAUGCGCCGCAGAGGGGUGCAUUCACUUGUACCAAGAUUUGUGCGAAAUCUACCGCAAGCUUUCUCGUGGUGAAGCCGGGAUUCUGGACCGCCUACCGCACAUCAUUUCCUUUGGCGCCGACCGAAUAACCACCCCCAAUGAGGAAGCAAAAAAUCAUGCCAUGGAACAUCCGCCCUUGGGCUACCUCGUCUCCUCCCAACCAGACGAAGCACUAGGCGGCGAUGCCGACAAGCACAUGAAGAGUACAGUCUCCUCAGACACCGCUGUCCAAGAACAUCCCAUCGCUAUCGCCGACACUUAUCUGCACUACUCCCCCUUUGAACUUGCCAACCUCAAAAUCAAGGCUACCAACCCCAACGAUCCUGACUCCUGGGUAUCCACGUUUGAAGCCCUCCUUGCCCACCUGUGGCAGCAAACCCACCAGGCCCGCGUCCGCGCCGCUUCCGAUCAAGCCCAUCGUAUGCCCACCGGCGACCCCAAAAGCGUCCCGACACCCAGCUUUUGGACCAACAUCAACUUUUCCCAUUCCAACCGCCUCGACCUCGCUGGACAAAGCAAGGGGAUGGGAAAGAGUCAUUACUUUCCCAAUGCCGUUCUUCCCGUUUUCUUAACCGUAGCCGAGGACGAUACGAUUGACUUGUACGAUGCCCCGCUCUGGCAGGUGGCCAAACUAGUACACGAGGCGAUACGCCAUCCCGAGACUGCUAGCACCGAAUACGCUUUGGCGGUCACCAACUGGAUGUGUGACUUGCCCGACAAGCGCCUGGCCAAAGUCGACUUCAACCUGUUUGCGAGGUGGUGCUUUGUGAAUACGGAUUGGAGCAAGUACGAGCUGUAUGGGGAGCGGACAGCGCUGGAUCGGGUUGAGGCAGUGUUGGCAGCCCCGCCAUUCACAGCGAUAUCGAGGUUGGAUGGCUUUACGACUUUUGUUCAAGCGAGAGAAAGGGGAGGGAUUGACGUAAGGUUGACGAUGAACAAGGCGGCCUCGGGAUAUUUGGAGGGAUGAUUUGGGCAUGGUAUCCCUAGGACAAGGCGGGAGCUGUAGCGGGUAGGAGAACCUGGGUACUCGAAGGAUCUGACCGAGGAAGUUUUGGCCGG
This is a messenger RNA of Neurospora tetrasperma FGSC 2508, 1706 nucleotides long. RefSeq lists its product as uncharacterized. Lineage: Eukaryota; Fungi; Ascomycota; Sordariomycetes; Sordariales; Sordariaceae. The transcript has a single exon. The coding region runs from base 1 to 1614 and encodes 537 amino acids. The record is from RefSeq and is a predicted model, not a curated record. Gene Ontology annotation, molecular function: acyltransferase activity, transferring groups other than amino-acyl groups. Gene Ontology annotation, biological process: secondary metabolite biosynthetic process.